CUAAAUUUCUUUGAACCAAAUAAACUCAAUUAAUUCCAUUAACCUUCACAAAAUUCAACUUAUUAGCUUUAGCUACAAAUUAGCAUUGAAGAACAAUAUGACCACACCUCCAAGCUUUGAAAUUGGAAAUCAAGGCAUGCAAAUGUUUCCUAUGGUCAUAGAAGAUUUGAUGCCAUUACCAAAUUCCAUGGAAGGAAUUUCAGGAUCACCCUCUAAUUCUCUCCUCUUCAAUCUCUCUAUUCUCAAAGAAAAAUUCAAUCAAGUGCAAAAUCUUGUAGGUGUUAUUCUCUCCCCAAAUCAACAAGACUCAUCAACUAAUUCAAUGGCUAUAUCCAACAUGAAUUCCACAAUACAAGAAAUCAUAGUAACUUCCACAUCAAUCAUGUUCACUUGCCAACAAAUAGCUCUUGGUAAUUUCCCUCAAGGUAAUAAUUCUACUACAUGCACAAACCAAGAAUUUCAAAAGCAACAAUCUAAUAAUAUUCAAUCAAGUUUUGGCAACAAUAAUACAAACAUAGAUCUUAGAGGUCAAAGCUUAUUAGAUUCUAAUAAUGAGUCACAAGCAUUGGAUUGGUUUGGUGAAAGAUAUAAGCUAGAGCAUGAUAUUGAUGAUCAAAAGUUUGGUCAUGAAAUUAGUGAAACCAAUAAUAGUAUAAAAGGUUCUAAUGAAGAUAUUUUAACGAAGAACAAUUGUGAUCGCGGUGAUACAAGUCUAAAAUUUGGGCCGUCUAAUGCUCGGACUGGAGUAGAAUGUGGCGAAGAUAUAGUUGAAUUGGACGCGACGGAUUUAUUAGCUAAGUACACACAUUAUUGUCAAGUUUGUGGUAAAGGGUUUAAAAGGGAUGCAAAUUUAAGGAUGCAUAUGAGAGCUCAUGGUGAUGAAUACAAAAGUAGUGCAGCAUUGAGCAAUCCAAUUAAUAAGAGCAAUAGUGAUUAUUUGAUGAGUAUGAAAAAUAAGAAAUAUUCAUGUCCUCAAGAAGGGUGUAGAUGGAAUCAAAAACAUGCCAAGUUUCAACCAUUGAAAUCAUUGAUUUGUGCUAAGAAUCAUUACAAGAGAAGUCAUUGUCCUAAAAUGUAUGUGUGCAAGAGGUGUAAUUUGAAGCAAUUUUCAGUGCUUUCUGAUUUGAGGACACAUGAGAAACAUUGUGGUGAUCUUAGGUGGCAAUGCUCAUGUGGCACUACCUUUUCUAGGAAAGAUAAGCUUAUAGGGCAUGUUGGUUUGUUUGUGGGACAUCAUCCAGUUAUCAAUGGUUUGUCAUAUAGUACUCACACAAAUUAGAGCACUAGAAAAUAAUGGCAUAUAUGUAGGUUGAUCUAUAUCUAUGUUGGUUCCAAUUUAUAUUUUUAUGUAUUUAUAAUUUAUGAAUAGAUCAUGAAGAGUGCUCUCCCAGCUUCACAACAAUAUUAUAUUUAUGUUUUAUGUAAAAAAAUCAAUGAUAUUUAUAUAAAUGUAACAAAAUAUACUUCAUCAAA
Trifolium pratense (red clover) is the source of this 1473-nucleotide messenger RNA. Its product is annotated as protein SENSITIVE TO PROTON RHIZOTOXICITY 2-like. Gene Ontology annotation, biological process: response to acidic pH; response to aluminum ion. The transcript has a single exon. NCBI's taxonomy places the organism in Eukaryota, Viridiplantae, Streptophyta, Magnoliopsida, Fabales, Fabaceae. The record is from RefSeq and is a predicted model, not a curated record. The coding region runs from base 98 to 1279 and encodes 393 amino acids.